This is a messenger RNA of Hippoglossus stenolepis (Pacific halibut), 1915 nucleotides long. RefSeq names its product nucleolar and spindle associated protein 1 (gene nusap1). The record is from RefSeq and is a predicted model, not a curated record. NCBI's taxonomy places the organism in Eukaryota, Metazoa, Chordata, Actinopteri, Pleuronectiformes, Pleuronectidae. Gene Ontology annotation, molecular function: microtubule binding. Gene Ontology annotation, cellular component: microtubule; nucleolus; mitotic spindle. Bases 134 to 1570 code for a protein of 478 amino acids. Gene Ontology annotation, biological process: mitotic cytokinesis; mitotic chromosome condensation; establishment of mitotic spindle localization. The transcript is spliced from 12 exons.
CAAGCGGCUGCCGCGGCUGUGUUUUGAAUCGGAGGAAGUUUUAACCGUCAGGCGGUUCCGCGGCUCGAGAGGAAGAGUAACGUGUGUUUGUUGAUUUCUUUGCGUGAAACCGAGUAAAAGUUGACACGUCGACAUGGAUUUGGACGCAAUGAAAUACGCAGAGCUGCGAAACGUCGCCAAGGAGCUCGGGCUGAAGGGAAACAUGAAGGCGGAUAAACUGUUGAAGCUGAUCAAGCAGCAUUAUCAGAAAGAAAAGAACGAGGAGGAGGAGGAGGAGGAGGAAGAGCAGGGUCAAGGUCCGGAUGCAGCUGCUGUAGAGGAGGAUGUAAAUGCAGGACAAGGCGCUGCUCAGGAGAGUGAAGAUGCAACUUCUCAGGAAGAAGUUUCCAGCACCGCAGCGUUUGUGAACACACGUCGAGGCAGAGGAAACGGUACCAAGAGAAAGGUCUCUGAUACGGAGGCUGAGUGUGAUGUGUCUCCCCCGACUGCUGCAGAGGGUGAUGUGGAAGUGGCUGCGUCUGCUGCACCCCGUGGUGCGAGGCGUUCAAAGAAGAGGAAAGUGUCUUCUGUCAAAGACUCUGACCAAACCGAGCCUCAGAAGGAGUCCCAGGUCCCAGAGAGCGAGCAGCAGCUGUCUGACGCGACGGAUGAAGCCCCUGGUACAGAAAAGGCAACAAAAGUAGCCAAAGCUGGUAAAAUCCCUCGUUACCAAGGCCUGCAGCAGAAGAAGCAGUUGAAGCCCGUCACUCCCAACUUCAAAAAACUCCACGAGGCCCACUUUAACAAGAUGGAGUCCAUUGACUCUUACAUGCAGCGGAAGACGAAGCAGAUGGACACCUACAGAGCUUCAGUUAAAGAACUCAAGAAUAUUUCAGACAAAACUAAACUGCAGCAAGCUGAUGGCAAAACCCGAGCAAAGGCAAAUCAGAGUCGUACGUCCAUCCUCAGUCCUGCUCCCGUCAACAAGAGAACAGCUGACGGCCGACGCACUCUGCUCUCAGCGAGUAAAGCUCCUCCGAAGGAAGCUGCUGGGGAGGAAGACGCUCCGUUCAGACCCUCUGUCCUUUCCACUCGCAGGAUCAAUGUUCGGUUCACCGAAGCCACCAAAGACAAUGAGUUUAAGAGGUCCUUGGUGAAGACGCCGGCUCGCAAGUCAGCCUGUGUGACCUCGAGCACGCCACAAAUACAGACGACUGGUGAAGUCAAGUCCAUCAAUGUCAAGACUACAACUUUCUCUGCUGCAAAAACUCCAGGGGCGUUCAUUUUCACUGGCAACACAAGCACCGCUGAAACCCCUGGAACACAGAAGAAGCAGAGUUUUGACCUGAAGGCGAGUCUGUCUCGUCCUCUCUCCUACAAGCCGCAUACAGGUAAACUAAAGGCUUUUGAAGAUGUGAAAGAAAACACAACAACGGCAGCAGACAAGUCUCUGAUCUCCAACUCGCAUCAGACAAAUUAUAAAAAGCACCAAGUCCAAACAAGGGAUAACAGGAGAGAAAAACACACCGCAGACCGGAAGCAGAAGAAAGAGAGCGUGCUCGGGGCGAGACGAGGCCUCGUCAUGAUGUAAAAAUAUUGCGCUUGUUUGUAGACAUUUGUACAGCCUGUUGUUCCUCUGUAAAUAUUUUGCUGUCUGCAGCCGACUAAUCUCUGCUGCUUUUUAGCCUUCUGUAGAGAAGCUUUCAUCGUUCUGUCAAGCUACUGUACUUUGGUUGUAGAUUUAACACGUGUAUUAGUUACACUUUAACUCUGUUUAAUGAUGCAUUUAGAUGUGUAGAGGAUUGUUCUUCUGUUUUGCUGCAUUUGAAAUUUUAAUUUGUUCUUAAAAUGUAUACUUUUUUUGGGACAGGCUGGUUAGACUGGUGCAAAAGAUGUUCUUGUUUGCAUUCGCCAAUUAAAUUUGCUAUUGCUGUUU